AAAAAUUAAAACGUCAAAAAAAGUAAUCAGUCAAAAUUUCGCGUAUCAUAUCAUCCAAAUUUCCUGCUACACAGAUACACGGCAAUAUGGGAGAUAUACCAAUAGAAUUAACAGUAUGGGAGGGUGACUUUGGUCUACCGUCAAUGUGUUCCGAUUGUAUUUAUAUGAUGCUGUACACCAAAAUCGCCAAUGUUCCCGUAACCUAUAAGUAUCAUAAAAAUCCGUAUUGGGACGUCGGGGAAUCAUUUCCAAUCUUCCAACAUGGCCGGAUAUUCACGACGAACCUUCAACUAAUGCUUGGAUAUCUAAGAAUAAAACGAUACGGCACCGAGUUUGGUCUUAGUAGUAAACAAUGUAGUCAAUCGUACGCUUUUAUGAAUUUGCUGGAGAACACUUUAAAACCAGUUGUAGAGUACGUGUGGUGGGUGAACCGGAAGAACUUUGACGAGUUUACAAGACCUUGGUACACGAAAGCGAUGCCAAUACCUUUUAAUUUCGUUUAUCCAAGACAUCGAAGACGCAAAGCUGAAAAUAUAGUUGCGGCAAUUUGUACAGAAACGGAUUCGUUUGAGUUUAUUCAUUCUUAUAUGUUCAAUACGGCGGAGAAAUGUUUUCAAGCUCUCAAGGUUAGAUUAGGAAAAGCGCCGUAUUUUUAUGGAGGUUCACCCACUUCACUGGAUGCCAUGGUUUACGCGUAUUUAGCCCCAUUAAUUAAAUUGCCAUUUCCUUCCAAUGAUAUUCCACGUCUUCUUCGAACCUACACGGAAUUGGUGGAUUUUGUGAAACGCAUCGAUACCGAGUAUUACCCAGACAUGAAAGCUGAUUCGAAAUUUACAUUGGAAGAUCAAAAAGCAACCGAAGAUCAACCACUUUCAUUUGGAGCCAAAUUGUUCACGUGUAUCUUUGUUGCCAGUGCUAUGCUUAUAUACGCGGUUACCCAUAAGUUAAUUAUAUUACCUAAUUAUCUUUCAAUCGGAGUGUAAAAUUCUUAAAAUUUUCACAUAGCAUUGUAUCGAUUUCGUUGGUUGAUAUUAUGGGGUUUUGCUGUUCCUUUUUUUGAAUUAAUUAAUCGUACAUCGUAAGCAAUCAUGUAUUCGUAACCAAGUUUUCUUAAAUAAAUUGAGGUUGAUAAUGUCGUAA
Messenger RNA from Onthophagus taurus, 1140 nucleotides. Its product is annotated as metaxin-1. The record is from RefSeq and is a predicted model, not a curated record. Lineage: Eukaryota; Metazoa; Arthropoda; Insecta; Coleoptera; Scarabaeidae. Gene Ontology annotation, biological process: mitochondrion organization. Gene Ontology annotation, cellular component: SAM complex; cytoplasm.